CGCCAUCGCCAACAAAUCCAAUCCGACGAGGGAGCCCGCCCCGCACGUGCAACGCUCAAACUUCUCCCAUCAUUCUUGAUUCUUCUCCUCAUUCCUUCCCUCCCUCCCCCGUCCCGUCCGCGCUCAGGUCCAUCACCUCGAGGCAGCAGCAGCAGGCAGCGCCCACCAGCCGUGCUCAUGCCGCGUCGUGCAGCAGGACCCCGGCCGUAAACAAUUCUUCCCCGGAUCGGGCGGACGCGAGGCAAACGCCACGGGGAAAAAAUCAAUUCUUGCCCCAGGCAGCUGCUGUACAGUUGUCCCCGCCGGAUUAGUUUAAUCCUCCCGGGAGGAGGGGGCCGGCCUUAGGUAAUGGCCGCGGCGCCCUCGUCCGCUGUUGCUUCCUCCUCCUCCUACUGCAGACCCCGCCCCGGGUUUCAGGGGUCGUCUCCGCGCCGCCGCUCUUCCUCUUGGCUAUUUUGGACUUCCCCGCCGUGCUUAGCGGGAGGAGUUGUUGGCUUCUUCCCUCUGCCUGCCUGGCUCGGGUUUUAGUUUAGAACACUGCUGCUAGUUUCUUCGGGCUGGGUGAGGGAACGCCGGAAGCAGCGCUUGCGUCGUGUGUUCUUGGGAAGCGCUCAGGUGGUUGGAUUUCGUGGCCAAACUGCUGAUUCGACUUGAAGCUGGAAAAAAGAGUCUGCUGCUUUCUUCAUAAUUUUGAAGGGAAUGACCUUCCCAGAUGAUGAGAAGAUGAAGGGUUGCCGACCAAAGAUUUUUCGGGCAAAAGAUAAGAAGGCCACAAAGAAAAUAGACCGUCCAAGCUCCUCCAAUGUUAAGUCAGGACCAAGUUCCUCCAGGGCACAAUCUUCUUCCUCCUUCAAAACACUUUCAGAAGUUAGGAGCAUACGUCUCAGCCAUUUCCUUGCCCGUUCUCCAAGUGCUACAAAAACUGAACCUUUCAGGGUUUUUGUUUCGACAUGGAACGUUGGAGGAAACACACCUACAGCUGAGUUGAAUCUGGAUGACUUCAUUCCUGCUGAUGACCACUCAGAUAUUUUUGUUUUAGGUUUUCAGGAAAUUGUCCCUCUCAAUGCUGGUAAUGUGCUUGUAAUGGAAGACAACGAACCAGCUGCAAGAUGGCUUGCUCUUAUAAACCGCACACUAAACCGACCAGUUGAUGGGGAUGCUGAUAUCUUCCAGCACAAGCCAUCUCUAUCCCUUGAUUCAACCUCAUCUCGAUCUUCGUCAAACCUUGAUGCUUCGUUCUCCAACCGUUCUAGUUCUGCAAUCUUCCAAAUGUCCUCCUUAAAAUCUAUCAGGAAGCCUUACAUGCCAACUCAGAGAAAACUGCUGAAACUCUGCAACUGCUCAGUUGAAAUGACCAGGAAAUCCUACAAAGAUGCUUGCUUUGGAUGCCCACAAGCAUAUAUUAAUGAGACAGACUCUUCAGAAGAAGAUGAAGUGGAUGAUAGACCGAACAAUGCUUACGGUUAUGUGGUUGAUGGAGUGACUUCGACUGUUUCCGCCUCCAGGGAUCAGCUGAAAUAUAACCUUGUAUCUUGCAAACGAAUGGUUGGUAUUUUUGUGACAGUAUGGGCAAAAAAAGAAUUAGUGCCGCACAUCGGCCAUGUGAGGACAUCAUGUGUAGGCCGUGGAGUAAUGGGUUAUCUUGGAAACAAGGGAUGUAUAUCAGUGAGCAUGACAUUGCACCAGACAAGCUUUUGUUUCAUCUGUAGCCAUUUGGCUUCAGGUGAGAAAGAAGGCGAUGAGUUGAGGCGCAAUUUAGAUGUUUUAGAGAUCCUGAGGGUCACCCAGUUUCCAAGGAUUUGCAGAAGAGCUGGGCAAAGAAUCCCUGAGAAAAUUAUUGAUCAUGAACGGGUUAUAUGGUUGGGGGAUCUGAACUACCGUAUUUCCUUGAGCUAUGAAGAUACCAAGGAACUUCUGACUGAAAAUAACUGGGAUGCCCUUUUUCAAAAGGAUCAACUUAACAUUGAGCGUAACUCUGGAAGGGUGUUCAAGGGUUGGAGUGAGGAGAAGAUAUAUUUUGCUCCCACAUAUAAGUACACCUUCAACUCGGAUUCAUAUGCUGGAGAAACUGAAACCUCGAAGAAAAAGAGGAGAACCCCAGCCUGGUGUGAUAGAAUACUAUGGCAUGGAGACGGUAUCGCACAGUUAUCCUACUUCCGUGGGGAGUCUAAAUUUUCUGAUCAUCGUCCUGUAUGUGGGUCAUUUAAUGUGGAGGUGGAUCUACUAGAUGGCAAAUCAAAGAAGCGUGCAUCUAAUACUAACAUCAGAAUUGGUGCUGAGGAGCUCUUACCAACAAGUAAAAAUAAGGUGCUGGGAUCAAAAUCACAUAAUAAAUCGGUUUAUAAUGUGCAACACAUGGAGUAAGGUGCUGAAGAAACUUUUCACGGAGCGAGCGGUGGAGUCUGGUCUUCACUGUCACUCGCGAUGGCGCGGCCUCGGGCGGGGCCUCACCCAUCCAGCCUCGUGGCGUUGCUCCUUUCCGCCCUCCUACUCCUCCUCGCCCGCGACGGCGCGGCCAGGGGUGGCGGCGGCAGGGGCAGCUCGGUGUACCCGGCGUCCGUGGUGUACCCGCACCACUCCCGCCAGAUCUCCUGGAAACCCAGGGUGUUCCUCUACCAGCACUUCCUCAGCGACGACGAGGCCAACCAUCUCCUGUCCCUCGCGAGGGCGGAGCUCAAGAGGUCGGCGGUUGCUGAUAACACGUCGGGCAAGAGCACGCUCAGCGAGGUCCGCACCAGCUACGGCACCUUCAUCAGUAAGGGCAAGGAUCCAAUUGUUGCUGGUAUAGAAGAUAAAAUUGCUGCAUGGACAUUUCUUCCAAAAGAGAACGGAGAAGAUAUGCAAGUUCUAAGGUAUAAGCGUGGGGAGAAAGAUGAACCGCAAUUUGAUUUCUUCACCGACACUGUAAAUACUGUACGUGGUGGACAUCGCGUAGCUACUGUACUUUUGUACUUAACAGAUGUCGCAGAAGGAGGGGAAACAGUUUUCCCCUUAGCUAAGGACUUUACAGACACAGGUUUGCAUGAUAAGGAUACAACCUUGUCAGAAUGUGCACAGAAAGGCAUUGCAGUGAAACCGCGAAAAGGGGACGCCCUUCUGUUCUUCAACCUUCGCCCAGACGCUGCAACGGACCCCUUGAGCCUCCAUGGAGGGUGCACAGUCAUCAAGGGAGAGAAAUGGACUGCCACAAAAUGGAUCCGUGUAGCCUCAUUCGACAAGGUCUAUCAUAUGCCAGGCAAUUGCAGCGACAACAACGACAGCUGCGUGAGAUGGGCAGCGCUCGGAGAGUGCAUAAAGAACCCACCGUACAUGAUUGGAACCGCGGCAUUGCCCGGUCAUUGUAGGAGGAGCUGCAACGUGUGCUAGCGAUUUAGCAUUGCAUGGGGAAACAGAAUCGACGGUAACUGGCUUGUUGUUCAAUCAGGUCCAUACAUGAGCAACGAUAGCUGUUUAACCUGAGUUUGUUCAUGAGGUUUGGCACUACAAAUUGCACCAGUAUUUUGUUGUUCCCUGACGGACUACUUGGUUCCUGGUUACCAUGUUUAUUGAUCAAUGGUAACCUGGCUGGAAUCAGAGGGCGAACAACCUUUGUUAAUUAGUGCUCAUAAUUUAUGGUAGGCAGGCAGAGAUCAGUAAGCUUCCAGUGCCGAAGUUGUCCUUUUCGGCUGUAGACUGUAGUAGAGAGUUUAGAGACUGCAAUCUUUUUCACUUUUGCGGUGUAUAGCUAGCUCAAAUGUGUUCCUGGAUUCAAUAUUAAACCUCUCCAAAGACUCUGGUUUUGAAGUUUAUGUAUGCCCUCUCGUGGACAGUUGUCCGUGAUGCCGAUUGCUGAUGAAGAGGAGAGAAUAAUAAAGUCCUUGCGGUUUGUGGCA
Molecule: messenger RNA, 3872 nt
Organism: Brachypodium distachyon (stiff brome)
Lineage: Eukaryota; Viridiplantae; Streptophyta; Magnoliopsida; Poales; Poaceae
Product: type I inositol polyphosphate 5-phosphatase 5
Exons: 19
Biological process (GO): phosphatidylinositol dephosphorylation
Molecular function (GO): oxidoreductase activity, acting on paired donors, with incorporation or reduction of molecular oxygen; phosphatidylinositol-3,4,5-trisphosphate 5-phosphatase activity; iron ion binding
Source: RefSeq, a predicted model, not a curated record